GGCAUUUCCUUUAUACUCUGUGAGUCGCAGUGCACGGUUGUAUCGCUCCGCCGGCAGAGGAAAUGCUCGUAGACCAAUCACAUCUGUGUUUACACCAUCACCUGUCAAACACACACCCUCUGGUACAUUUUCUCUCUGAAAGGAGCUGAAACACACACUCACACUGAAGCGCCUACGGUAGCCGCUAACUGGACGGACUCUCUGGCAAUUGACCUUUUGCAGCGGAAUAGUGGAAUAAGUCUUGAACCAUGAGCUCAGUGGCAGUGUUGACCCCGGAGAGCUUUGCCGAGCAUCGCAGUGGACUGAAGGACCAGGAAAUAACAGGCUGCGUCCCGGAGGAUGAGGCAUACAUCCCUACCUAUCUGGAAGCCUUCCCUCCGCUGCCGGAGAAGGGGGCACCAGGGGAGAAGGCCGGGGAGCCAGCUUCGGCAUGGGGGAGCAAGAUCAGGCCCAUCAAAGCCUCUGUUAUCACCCAGGUGUUCCAUGUGCCCCUGGAAGAACGACGCUACAAGGACAACAGCCAGUUUGGGGAGGGCGAGGAAGCCAAAGUGUGCCUGGACAUCAUGCAGCGAACAGGGGCACACAUUGAGCUGUCCCUGGCUAAAGACCAGGGUCUGUCCAUCAUGGUCACCGGCAAACUGGACUCUGUCAUGAAGGCUCGCAAGGAAAUUGUAGCUCGCCUGCAGACACAGGCAUCUGCUACGGUCGCCAUCCCCAAGGAGCAUCAUCGUUUUGUCAUUGGCAAGAAUGGUGAGAAGCUGCAGGAGCUCGAGCUGAAAACUGCCACCAAGAUUGCAAUUCCCCGUCCGGACGACCCCAGCGCUAACAUCCGCAUCACUGGUACCAAGGAAGGCAUCGAAAAGGCUCGCCAUGAAAUCCUACUGAUCUCUGCUGAGCAGGACAAGCGUGCAGUGGAGCGUCUGUCCCUAGAGAAGGCUUUCCACCCCUUCAUUGCUGGUGCCCACAACAGGCUGGUGCAGGAGUUGAGCCAAGAGACCGGUGCCCGGAUCAGCAUCCCCCCGCCCAGUCUGCCGAAGGACGAGAUUGUCAUCACUGGAGAGAAGGAGGCCGUAGCGCUGGCGCUCAGCCGCAUUCGAGCCAUCUACGAUGACAAGAAGAGGAAGACCACGACCAUCUCUGUGGAGGUGAAGAAGUCCCAGCAUAAGUACAUCAUAGGUCCAAAGGGCAACACGUUGCAGGAAAUCCUGGAGGCCACGGGGGUGUCAGUAGAAAUGCCUCCUCUGGACUCCGGCUCAGAAACUAUCAUCCUUAGAGGGGAGCCGGACAAACUGGGACCGGCACUUACACAAGUCUACGCCAAGGCUAAGAGUGUGAUGGUGGUGGAGGUGACUGCUCCAGCCUGGCUGCAUCGUUUCAUCAUCGGCAAGAAAGGGCAGAACAUCGGACGGAUCACACAGCAGCUACCACGGGUUCACAUAGAGUUUACGGAUGGUGAGGAGCGCAUCAGUCUGGAGGGGCCAACAGAGGAGGUGGAGCAAGCUCAGGCCCAGAUACAAGAGAUCAUCAAGGAUCUGCUGGUGAGGAUGGACUACACGGAAGUCAUCAUAGAUCAGCGUUUCCACAGACACCUUAUCGGAAAGAACGGAGCCAACAUCAAUAGGAUCAAGGAGCAGUACAAAGUGUCAGUAAGAAUCCCUCAAGACUCAGAGAGAAGUGGUUUGGUCCGGAUUGAAGGAGACCCUAAAGGAGUGCAGCUGGCACGCAGAGAGCUCAUCGAGAUGGUCCAGAGAAUGGAAAACGAGCGCACCAAAGACCUGAUUGUGGAGCAGAAGUUUCAUCGGACAAUCAUUGGGCAGAAAGGAGAAAAGAUCAAAGAAGUUCGAGACAAAUUUCCUGAGGUCAUUAUCAAUUUCCCUGAUCCAUCACAGAAGAGUGACAUUGUCCAGCUGAGAGGGCCCAAGAACGAGGUGGAGAAAUGUGCCAAGUUUCUCCAGAAAAUCAUUGCAGACUUGAUUGAGAAUAGCUUCUCGCUUUCCGUUCCCAUCUUUAAGCAGUUUCACAAGAACAUAAUUGGUAAGGGAGGCGCCAACAUCAAAAAGAUCCGCGAAGAGACAAACACCAAGAUCGACCUGCCAACAGAGAACAGCAACUCUGAGAUGAUUGUAAUCACAGGCAAGAAGAGCAAUUGUGAAGCAGCCAGAGAUCGAAUCCUUGCCAUCCAGAGAGAGCUGGCCAACAUUAAAGAGACCGAGGUCACCAUCCCAGCCAAGUUGCACAACUCUCUGAUCGGCUCCAAAGGCUGCCUUGUGCGCUCCAUCAUGGAAGACUGCGGCGGUGUCCACAUCCAUUUCCCCUCUGAGGGCUCCGGCUCAGACAAGGUCACCAUCAGAGGGCCUGUUGGUGAGGUAGAGAAAGCCAAGAAACAGCUGCUGCAGCUGGCUGAAGAGAAGCAAGUCAACAACUUUACAGCUGAGCUGCAGGCCAAACCGGAGUACCAUAAAUUCUUAAUUGGUCGUGGUGGCGCCAAUAUUCGUCGUGUGCGAGACAGGACGGGGGCCCGCAUCAUCUUCCCCUCACCUGAUGACACAGAGCAGGAACUGAUCACCAUUGUAGGGAAAGAGGAAGCUGUGCGUCAGGCCCAAAGAGAGCUGGAGAGUUUGGUCAAAAACUUGGAUGACGUGGUGGAAGACAGCAUGGUGGUAGAUGGUCGCCAUCAUCGCCACUUUGUGUGCCGGAGAGGCCAGGUGCUGCGGGAGCUGGCGGAGGAAUAUGGCGGUGUGGCUGUGAGCUUCCCUCGCACUGGAGCCAACAGCCAGCGGGUUACUCUGAAGGGAGCGAAGGACUGUGUCGAGGCGGCAAAGAAACGCAUCCAGGAGAUUAUUGAAGACCUGGAGUCCCAGGUGAGCGUGGAGGUUGCCAUACCUCAGCGGUAUCACCGCGCCAUCAUGGGGCCUAAAGGCUGCCGCAUUCAGCAGAUCACCAGGGAGCACGAGGUCCAAAUCAAGUUCCCCGAGAGAGACGACAGUGCUUCAGGUCAGGAGGCCUCACCGCAGGAAAACGGAGAGGUCAGUCCAGAGGCGGAGUUUGUCCCCCGCAAGUGUGACAUCAUCAGCAUUUCAGGACGGGCAGAGAAGUGUGAACAGGCUAAAGCUGCACUGUUGGCGUUGGUGCCCAUAACGGAGGACGUCGAGGUGUCUUAUGAGCUGCAUCGCUAUAUCAUUGGUCAGAAGGGCAGUGGAAUCAGGAAGAUGAUGGAAGAGUAUGAGGUGAACAUCUGGGUGCCGCAGCCAGAGAAGCAGCUGGAUGUGAUCAAGGUGACGGGCCUGGUCGCCAACGUGGAGCGAGCCAAACAGGGUCUGCUGGAGAGGGUGAAAGAGCUGCAGGCUGAGCAGGAGGACAGGGCCCUGCGCAGUUUUAAGGUGACCAUGUCUGUAGAUCCAAAGUUUCAUCCCAAGAUUAUUGGUCGCAAAGGAGCAGUCAUCUCUCAGAUCAGAAAAGACCACGAUGUCAGCAUCCAGUUCCCAGACAAAGGAGACGAGCAGCAGGAUGUGAUUGCGAUCUCUGGUUAUGAGCGCAACGUGGAGGAGGCGCGUCAGGCCAUCCAGCAGCUUGUGGCCGAGCUGCAGGAGAUGGUGAGCCAAGACGUUCACCUGGACCCGAGGACCCACGCUCGCAUCAUUGGUGCCCGAGGCAAAGCCAUCCGCAAGCUGAUGGAGGAGUUCAAGGUGGAUAUCCGGUUCCCUCAGCCAGGCUCUGACGAACCCGACAAAGUGACGGUGACGGGCCUUCCUGAGACUGUUGACAACGCCAUCGAUCACCUGCUCAAUCUGGAAGAGGAAUAUAUGCUCAGUGUAACGGAGACGGAGACCUUGGCAGCGUACAUGAAGCCUCCGUCUCGCUAUGGAGGGGGAGGCGGAGCAGGAGGAGUGGACGAUAGCAGCGGGGGUCCAGCUAAGGGCUUUGUAGUGCGGGACGCCCCCUGGAACGCAGCAGGAAACAAGGCUCCAGACAUGAGCAGUGCUGAGGAUUUCCCCACAUUUGGGACAGGCGUGGCCCCGAAGCAAGCGUCUGCAUGGGGCCCCAAGAAGUUCUGAAGCUACUCAUCUGAAAAGGAAAAAAAGAGACUUCUGUAAAGUAGAUGAUGAGAGAGGAAACAAAUCUCUUAUGAAAUUGCUGCUCGCCUUCCUCCUCCUCCUCCUCUUCCUCUCUUUAGUGACCUUCCUAUUGUCUCUCUUUCUCUGUAAAGCCCUGCUGUUCUCCUUCAACCAGCCACAAUGAAUUCUGGGAGAACUAUUUCUUCUUUAUCCCUUAUCCGUCUCUCUUCUUAGUACCUCCACGUCCUCCUUCCUGCGAGAGAAAAACCUGAACGUUGAGCGCUCUCCUCAUUGUCCUGCUUUGCCUCUCGGUUGCACCACCCCGGCCAGUCUUGCUGAAACAUUUCAAAAAAACUUUCUUUUUUUUUCCACUCGCAACUGCCAAACUCUCCCUUCAGAAUUAAAUAGACCCUCCAGAAAAACGCGGGCUAAAAUCCUUGAUUAUGCGAAUAAAUAUGCGGGGUUUUUAUGCCAUUUUAUGCGGGGAAAUUGCAGAAAGUUGCAAAGUGUGCGAAUAGUUGUGAAAUAUGCACAAAUAUGCGCGAUUCACCUGCAGUCUGUCCGCGGAGUGAUGUGUCCUCUAAUCAGACACUGGGACUACUGCGGGGUUACUGGACUGACAGCCAGUGCUUUAGGAGGGGGAGAAGCUCACAGCAGCACCUGCUGCUUGUUGAGGACAGUAACUGCAGAAUGAUCCGAGUUUUCCUGUCAGUCUCCAAAACGGCAGAAAAAGUCGCUAGAUUUGUGGCUAGUCGCUUUUGACAAAAAAAGUCGCUAGGACACUUUGGAAAGUCGCUAGAUUUAGCGAGAAAGUCGCUAAGUUGGCAACACUGUUACCGCGCUCCGCAUCAGCUCGUGCUUCUAGUGUGUGUGUGAAUGCGCGAACUGAUGACGUCAGGCCGGGCGUCACAUAAAAACUCACAACUCCAUUUAUAUUGGUUAUGAUAGUUUUCUCAUUUUAUGCGGAAAUUGUAAAAUCAAGUGGGACCCGCAUAUUUCUCUUUUCUUUUUUUUUUUUUUUGUGGAAAUGUAAGAUUCUUGUGGGGAUUAUGCGGCCUUUUGGGAAAUAAUUGACCCCCGCAUAAUCAGCGGCAUUUUGGUGAUUAAUGCGGGAAUUCAUGCGAUCGCAUCAUCGCGUUUUUCUGCAGGGUCUAAUUAAAGCGUCACCUCACUGCAGUACAUAAAGAAAUGUUACCGCUUAGUGGGAGAAUUGGAGUCAGAGAGCACCAGGAAAUAGUCAGAGAUUUCUGAAGCGAGACGCUUUUCGGAGCAUGGGGGCCGUGUGUCCAAGUUAAGCCUAGUUUGGAUUUCUAAGCUAACAGAGAAGAGAGGAGUCCGUUUUAUAGAGCAAGAAGAGUUUGUAAACUACUACAUCUUUUAAGAUUCUUUUCCUGAAGAAGGUUUCUUGUUGGCUCACCUUUCCAGUCACUCCUGUGGUGCAACAGGUGAGGCAGUGAGCCAUGUGCGUGUUCCGGUGUGUGCGUGUCGGUGGGUUCAGGAGAGGUUUUUUUUUUUCACCCACAAGUGUUUGUAGAUCCCUUUUUAAUUUAUUUCUGAGCUGGGAGCAAAAAAAAAAAAAAACAGCUGCUGUAGUCGACGUUCUUUUUAAAUUAUGAUGACUCAAAAGAUGUGGAAGUCCUGCGCCGAGUGUUUGUACUGAAGGUUGUUUUGUCACAACUGUUUAUUUAUUCAAAAAGGAGCCAUUUUAUUUGAACUACUGUGACCAUGCGUUUUUAUAAAAGCACUCAUUGUAGCUUGCAACGUUCCGUUCGGGAGUGAAUGCUGUACGUCAGGGUUUGGGAACAUGUCAACAGUUGCUAUGUCUAAGUGUACAAAGAACUUUUCGCUAUUUUUUAAACUGUGUGGGAUUUUUUUUGUUGUCGGUUUCUGGCAUAUUUGAAAGACUAUGUAUGUAUGUAUGUAUGUGUGCGUGCGCGUGGAAGUUAAGAUGUAUAUUUGAAUGAAGCUGAACCAAACUUUUA
Messenger RNA from Acanthochromis polyacanthus (spiny chromis), 6037 nucleotides. It is a transcript of the gene hdlbpb, whose product is annotated as high density lipoprotein binding protein b. The record is from RefSeq and is a predicted model, not a curated record. Gene Ontology annotation, cellular component: nucleus; cytoplasm. The transcript is spliced from 28 exons. The coding region runs from base 249 to 4055 and encodes 1268 amino acids. Gene Ontology annotation, molecular function: mRNA binding. NCBI's taxonomy places the organism in Eukaryota, Metazoa, Chordata, Actinopteri, Pomacentridae.